This is a messenger RNA of Fomitopsis serialis, 880 nucleotides long. RefSeq lists its product as uncharacterized. The record is from RefSeq and is a predicted model, not a curated record. The coding region runs from base 115 to 600 and encodes 161 amino acids. Lineage: Eukaryota; Fungi; Basidiomycota; Agaricomycetes; Polyporales; Fomitopsidaceae. The transcript has a single exon.
ACUGAUCGUUUAUCUGUACCGCAUUGCGGUCCACACAGCAUCCUCGAGUGAGGCCAAAAGCGCAUCACGAACGCGAGCUCACCUUCCACCAGGACAGACAGACCUACGAUCGCAAUGCAGACGCCUCCCCAGUUCCCCACACCCAACCAUGGCCAGUCUCCGCCUCCGUAUCAGGCGCAUCAAGCGCCCCCACCAUCCGGGUUCCGCAUCCCACUCAGCACUCAGUCCGCGCUGCCGUCCCCCGAGCAGCUCGGCCAGCCCGUGAGCUUCGACGGGGACGGUCGCUCGCCCGUGUACAUUGGCUCUGCGAUCUUCCCGAACUCCGUGCACCCCUGCAAGAUCGGCCCACACCUGUCGCCGCCGUGCCGCGUGCCAUACGGCGGCGGCGAGCACGAGCACAACGGGCGGUAUGACCUCCUGCCAUUCGAUCCCAAUACGAUGGAGUGGGUCCCCACCUCGCAUGGCCGAGUUCCUCCCGGCCGGCGUCCCGUAGAGGGCGGUUACGAGCAGGGCGGAGGAAAGCUUUACCAUGCCAUGGCUACUGUCCAGGGCGUCCGAGUCCCUGGUAAGACUGGCGAGCACCUUGUAUGUACCAUUUGAAGUCAUGCUUGCGGCGGGGCAAUUGACGUGUGGACUACUUGGCAGGGCGCAUGCAAUGUUGCGUUUGGCGGCGGCGAACACGUCAUUCACGAGAGCUACGAGAUCCUGUAAGUUCGCGGCUACGCAUGCAAGGGCUGUAACUCUGAUGCUUCCGGUGUACAGAUGCUGGCGUUGAACGGGUGUCGAGAGCGUGAAUGAGAGGAUUGGUCAUGAGUGCAAACGAGCAUGUAACAUUAACAGGAAACUAUCUGACGAGCACCGAUACAUUGUCCCCAAAAAU